CAUACCAACUCCUACACAGUGAUUUCGUUCUCAUUGGUGAUCAUUGAUGCGUAGGAGUUUGUACACAUACAUAAACAUUUUUUUUAAAUUAUUAAUUCAUGCAAUGAACUGGAUUAGAUAUAAUGUUUAUAAUAAGUUAUUCAUUCACUUUAUGCGAUGGAUUUCAGACGAUUUUCAAAAAAUUGAAAACGAAACCGAAAGCAGAUUUUGGAAAAACCCGGUAUGAAUAAUAAAUAUCUCCGUGUGCAAUACUAUUGACGAUCGGAAUAUGGCGGUUAACAGUCUUCUAUCUGUCUUCAACAAAGACGAAGAUUUCUGCUACGGCCUUGUUUUUAAGCAUUUCCCAGCAGAAUGGCACGAGACAGACGUGCAAAAUUACCUGGAAGUUAUAACCAGAGCCGACGUCAACGCCGUGUGUAUUCCUGCCGCGCGUUGUGACGUUGCAGUUGCUAUUUUUGAUGACAUUGUAUAUGACACAAGGAUACAGAAAUGGCAAGAGAAGGCAUUCAGUAGGCCUGUAGGUGGCUGUUACCCUACCUUGGAGUUACUGGGAAGUCCCACAGGCGUCUUUAUACCACAGGUACCUGCAGGUGUAAGCGAUGAACUUCUUCAGCUGUAUUUUGAAAGUGGGAAAUCAGGAGGCAUUGAGGGCACAGUGGUCGAGCCGGUGGAACUAGGCACUAUUGAGGAAAAGAAGUAUGCAGUUAUUACGAUAGAAAAUGGGCAAGCUUUGGGAUCUAUUUUAUCAAAACAAAAUCACGGACUUAAGGGUAUUGAUCUAGAAGUUGGACCGUUCUAUCCAUCCGUCCAUCGGCAUAUAUUAGAAACUCUGAAAUCACGAGGAACCGAGUGUGAUGACAACUUUAUUGAAUUUCUGAAGAUUGAUAGAUGUUGUUACAUGAAUGAGGUCUUAAAAUAG
This is a messenger RNA of Mercenaria mercenaria, 919 nucleotides long. RefSeq lists its product as uncharacterized. The transcript has 5 exons. Bases 269 to 919 code for a protein of 216 amino acids. The record is from RefSeq and is a predicted model, not a curated record. Lineage: Eukaryota; Metazoa; Mollusca; Bivalvia; Venerida; Veneridae.